AUGGCCUCAGCUCCAGAGUGCAUUUUUUCAGAGACAACAAAAGGGCUCAAAGCAAAGUGCAGCGGACUGGGAUUAUCAACAGUUCCUAAUGACCUACCAAAGGAAACGGAUGUUCUUGAUCUGAGCGGGAAUGCUAUCAAAGCUCUCUACAACUCUUCCUUUAAAGGUUUACCCAACCUUGUAGUUCUUGAACUGACCAACAACAAUAUCACAACCAUUGAAGGCGGUGCUCUACUGUGCCUCCUAAAUCUUAAACAGUUAUUGCUGUCUCAUAACAAACUUAGAAAAUUACAGGAUAAUUUGUUCAGGAACAAUAAUGAACUGGAUACCCUAGUCUUGACAAACAACCUGUUCAUCAACAAUGCAAUGUCUGCAAUAAGCCCUUUGAAAAAACUGGUGAUUUUGAACAUGGACAGGAACAGUAUCAAAUGUCUGAAUUUUACAGGAUUUGAAAGUGGGAAGCUAUCUUUACUUAAUCUAAAUCGGAAUAAGAUUGCAGACAUAAACAGUCAAAUUUUUCAUCCAUUGGAAAACAAAUCUAUUGGAAUACUGACACUCAGUCAUAACAAAGUUAAGAUUCUACCUCAGUAUGCAUUUUGUUACUUGAAGAAUGUAAGAAACUUUCUACUCAGUGCAAACGACAUUGACAAAUUUAGUCUCAUGCCAUUUUUAGGAAUGAAAUCUCUAAUCAACCUUACAAUGAAUAAUGAUAACAUAUCAGAUAUUAUUUCUGUCAUUAAUGCUACUGAGAUUCGAUUGAGUAUUCCAAAAUUAAGAAUGAUUUCCUUGGCAAGCAACAGACUCAUCAAAGUCAUUCCUUCAAAAGCCUUUGAUGGCCUUGAAGAACUAGAGCAUCUUCACAUAUUUGGAUGUCAAAUUACACAUCUUCAUAACGAUUCAUUUACUGGCCUGACUUCAUUAAAGCUGCUAAAUCUGGAAGGCAAUAAAAUCACAGAAAUCCAUGGGAGAAUAUUUACAAGUUUUUCCAAUCUCCAGACGCUGCAACUAUCUAACAAUGAACUGUCCUUACAAAGUGCUGUCCAAAUUACAGGAUUAAGAACAUUACAAAGUCUAUUCCUUGAUGGAAACCACAUUCAAUUCUCUACACCUUUGGUUUGGGAUUUACCGAAUCUAUCAAGUCUCCAUUUAUCCAACAAUGGCAUCAUAUUCUUGAGUGCCAACUCAUUCUUGGGAUUGGAAAAUCUCUCACAUCUGACCUUAUCUAAGAAUCAGAUUUCCAUAAUCAGGAACAAUGCUUUUGGAGGACUUCCUCAUUUGCAGAAAUUGGAUUUAUCUGCAGGAGGCAACAUUGGCUCAUUUGCUUCUCCUUUUCAAAAUCUACAACAGUUGAUUGAAAUCGAUAUGUCUGGUACAUCAUUUCACCCUAUCCAGCAAAUAUUUCUUGGCCUUGUUUCACUGAGAAGGCUUUCCCUGAGUCGAUGUUCACUGACCAGAGACUCCUUGUGGGACUCUGUAAAGAAUGCCUCAAUUUUCGCAACAGUGUCUCAGCUGGAAUUCCUUUAUCUCAACUGGAAUUCACUAAAUGCGAUGCAUUCGGGUUCUUUUCAUCCACUGUACAGUCUUACCACAUUAAAGUUGGACCACUGUGCAAUAUCAGUAUUGCAUUCAGAUAUUUUUAGAAACUUGUCUUCCCUUGAAUUUCUUUACAUUGAAUAUAACUACAUCAAGGUUAUAUCACCUCAGCAUCUGUUGGAACUCCAUUCACUGAUGGCACUGUAUGCCCAAAACAAUGACAUUAAGCAAAUAAACAAAGAAGCCUUCUCUGAAAAGAAACACUUUUUAACCCUGAAUAUUGCAAACAAUGGAAUAUCUUGGAUUGAGGAGGGGACUGUACUACCAAGGAGAAACUUGGACAUUUCAAACAACCCUCUUGCAUGUGUUUGCAAACUGAUGUGGUUCAGAAUGGAACUGGACAAAAGAAAUCUUACACUUGGAAAAUCACAUGACACAACCUGCUCACAGACAUCCAUCCCUUCUCUUGUUGGAGAGCCACUCUUGAGUUUCAACCCGAAGCAUUCAUGUGCCCCGAACAUUGCUCUUUACAUCGGCUUAUCCAUUCUUGUUGUUUGUAUCCUAUUUGGGACAGCGACUACCUAUCACAGACGUUGGUGGAUUAGCUACAAAUGUUUCCAUCUAAAACUCUGGAUAUUGGGUUACAAGGAAUUCCAGGAUGGUCGAGAACACUUGGAUUUCACAUACGACGUCAACAUCAUCUUUGAUGAAGAUGACGAGGAGUGGGUGAAAAAUAUCCUCAAACCUGGCAUCCAGGAACACCUGCCACACUUGAACAGAGUACUCCUUGGUGACAGGGACCUCCCCUUGGACAUGUUCUACAUGGAUGCUGUGAUAUAUGUCAUUGAGAACAGCUACAAGACUGUCCUAGUCGUCAGUGAAAAUGCCAUCAGAGACCAUAACUUUGUCACAAAGUUACGGCAAGCUGUUGAUCACAUGAAUGAGGAGGAGACUGAGAAGGCUCUGCUGGUCUUUAAGGACGAUAUCCGACAAGGAAAGUUACCCUAUCUGGUGAGAUUAUUGAUGAGUAAGAACAAACCAUACCUUCUCUGGCAUGAGGAUGAAUAUGCUCAAAGACUCUUCUGGGAGAAGUUCACCAAGAAUAUGCUUGUAAACAAGAAAAUGAAUGACUUACUACCCGUUUAA
Molecule: messenger RNA, 2679 nt
Organism: Lytechinus pictus (painted urchin)
Lineage: Eukaryota; Metazoa; Echinodermata; Echinoidea; Temnopleuroida; Toxopneustidae
Product: insulin-like growth factor-binding protein complex acid labile subunit
Exons: 1
Coding region: 1-2679 (892 amino acids)
Biological process (GO): toll-like receptor signaling pathway; immune response
Cellular component (GO): membrane
Molecular function (GO): protein binding; transmembrane signaling receptor activity
Source: RefSeq, a predicted model, not a curated record